Sabethes cyaneus is the source of this 4080-nucleotide messenger RNA. It is a transcript of the gene Nos, whose product is annotated as nitric oxide synthase. The record is from RefSeq and is a predicted model, not a curated record. Gene Ontology annotation, biological process: nitric oxide biosynthetic process. The transcript has 22 exons. The coding region runs from base 1 to 4080 and encodes 1359 amino acids. NCBI's taxonomy places the organism in Eukaryota, Metazoa, Arthropoda, Insecta, Diptera, Culicidae. Gene Ontology annotation, molecular function: FMN binding; heme binding; nitric-oxide synthase activity.
AUGAUGUCCCAGCAUUUGAACUCGAUGCUAGAGCAUCUGAAAAUGGGCUCGCUGAUGAAUAAGGGCCGCAAUAACAGCAGCAGCACUGGCACUGGCGUCGGCAACGGCAGCGUGACGAACCACAUCGGCAACGGGUUCAAUAACAAUAGUAUCGGAUCGAUUGGCACCGCAAACAACGACAACAACAACAGUGUGAAAUCUCCCGAUAACAACGCAAGGCUUGCCGAUGGCCCGACAAUGCUUGCCGACAGCCGUCCCGGUUCGGUGCGGACAGGCGUGAUUGGUUCGAAAGCCGCUAACGAUCAGAUGGCCAACAGCCAGCAGAGCAAAUCGAGCAUUCCACAAGAGGGAACCGCGCUGUCGGGUGUUAAAUUCGAGCCGGGACGCAAGCGGUACAGCAUCUCUGCACACGGUCAGCAUAAUCAGCUUCACCACCCGAUGACGGCGGUGGUGGGAGUGGGCGGUGGAGCAACAGUGAAUAACAGCAACGGUGAUGCCAUCAGAGGUUAUCGUGAACUAUCGCCUCAAUCGUUGCGAAUACACCGGAAAUCCUCGCAUGACAUUCGUAUCCUGGGAGCGGACGGGGAAAUGCUACAUAGUCACGAUGGGAAACUGCCGGCAGUGGUGAAACCGAUGAAGCUAAAAUGCAUCAGCACCAAGGCCGAAUCGUACGACACGCUGCACGGAAGAGCGGCUGAUGUGCUACACUGUAACCGUGAAGUGUGCAUGGGAAGCAUUAUGGUGCCCAAUGUAAUUGGAAUCGAACCGAGAAAAUCAGACAUCGUUUUACAACAUGCGAAGGAUUUUCUCGACCAGUACUACUCUUCUAUCAGAAGACUGAAAUCACCCGCCCAUGAUGCCCGCUGGCAGCAGGUACAAAAGGAGGUGGAAUCAAAAGGAUCCUACAGCCUCACGGAGACGGAGCUGAUCUACGGAGCGAAGCUGGCCUGGCGCAACUCGUCCCGGUGCAUCGGCCGGAUACAGUGGUCGAAGCUGCAGGUUUUUGACUGCCGCUACGUUACCACCACCAGUGGAAUGUUCGAAGCAAUUUGCAAUCACAUCAAGUACGCCACCAAUAAGGGAAAUCUGAGAUCGGCAAUAACGAUUUUCCCACAACGAACCGACGGCAAGCACGAUUAUCGCAUCUGGAACGCACAGCUCAUCUCGUACGCCGGCUACAAGGGCCAAGAUGGUAAAAUUGUUGGCGACCCAAUCAAUGUCGAGUUUACCGAUUUCUGCAUAAAACUCGGCUGGAAAAGCAAGCGCACGGAGUGGGACAUUUUGCCGCUGGUCGUUUCGGCCAACGGUCACGAUCCGGACUACUUCGACUAUCCACUGGAGUUGAUCCUGGAAGUGCCAUUCAGCCACCCGCAGCUGAAGUGGUUCGCUGAGCUGGAACUGCGCUGGUACGCGGUGCCGGCCGUUUCGGGAAUGCUGUUCGACUGUGGUGGAAUCCAAUUUACUGCAACUGCCUUCAGCGGCUGGUAUAUGUCCACCGAAAUUGGCUGCCGGAACCUGUGCGAUGUCAACCGGAGGAACCUGCUGGAGCCCAUCGCUGUGAAAAUGGGCCUAGACACACGGAAUCCCACCUCGCUGUGGAAGGACAAGGCACUGGUGGAAAUCAAUAUUGCCGUACUACAUUCGUUCCAAAGCCGGAACAUUACCAUCGUGGACCAUCACACGGCCAGCGAGAGCUUCAUGAAGCACUACGAGAACGAGACCAAGCUAAGAAAUGGCUGUCCGGCGGAUUGGGUCUGGAUCGUGCCGCCGAUGUCACCGUCCGUGACUCCGGUGUACCAUCAGGAGAUGGCCCUGUACUAUCUGCGGCCGUCGUUUGAGUAUCAGGAAUCCGCCCUCAAAACGCACGUAUGGAAAAAGGGACGAGAUUCUUCCAAGAACAAAAAGCCACGAAGGAAGUUCAAUUUCAAACAAAUUGCUAGGGCCGUCAAAUUUACAUCUAAAUUAUUCGGGCGCGCGCUAUCACGGCGCAUCAAGGCAACAGUCCUGUAUGCGACGGAAACCGGACGCUCGGAGCAGUAUGCAAAGCAGCUGGUGGAACUGCUCGGACAUGCAUUCAAUGCACAGAUCUACUGCAUGUCGGAUUACGACAUCUCAUCGAUAGAGCAUGAGGCCCUCCUGCUGGUCGUCGCAUCCACCUUCGGCAAUGGGGAUCCGCCGGAAAAUGGCGAGGGAUUUAAAGAGCACACAAUUACGUUGAGAAAGAAAAUGCUCUUCGCUCAGGACCUGUACGCCAUGAAAUUGCAUGAGAGCGGCAACCAUCACGUGCACAACGAGCUAAGCAUCGCGGCAUCGUCGAAAUCGUUCAUCAAAGCGAACUCUAGAAGUGAUAUGAACAAACACGCCCAAAGCCAUCGAAAGAUUGACCGGUUGGACUCGCUGCGUGGUUCCACGACUGACACCCUGUCGGAGGAAACCUUCGGGCCGCUGUCCAAUGUGCGGUUCGCCGUGUUCGCUCUGGGUUCGUCCGCCUAUCCGAACUUUUGCGCUUACGGGAAGUACAUUGAUAACAUCCUGGGCGAGCUGGGCGGCGAACGGCUGAUGAAGAUGGCCACCGGAGAUGAGAUAUGCGGUCAGGAGCAAGCGUUCCGCAAAUGGGCACCGGAAGUAUUUAAGAUUGCCUGUGAAACGUUCUGUCUGGACCCGGAGGAAACGCUGGCCGAUGCGAACUUUGCCCUGCAAGGUGAACUAUCGGAAAAUACGGUCCGCUUCGCACCGGUGUCCGAGUACGAACCGCUCGACCGUGCACUGUCCAAAUUCCACAACAAAAAGGCCACCGAGUGCUCGCUGAAACGGAAGGCUAUCAGCUUGCACGAGGGCCCCCAGGGAAGCGAGCGGUCAACCAUUCUGGUGGAAAUCAUUGCCGAGGGGAUUGCAUACGAACCGGGCGACCACGUGGGCAUUUUCCCCGCUAACCGAGCGGAAAUUGUCGACGGCAUCCUGCGGCGGCUCUCCGGCAUCAGCAAUCCAGAUGAGAUCCUACAGCUGCAGGUUCUCAAGGAAAAGCACACUCAAAACGGUGUUUAUAAGUCCUGGGAACCACAUGAACGGCUACCGGUCUGUUCCCUACGAACGCUGAUGACUCGGUUCUUGGACAUUACAACUCCUCCUUCACGACAGCUGUUGACCUUCCUAGCCUCGUGCUGUGAAGAUAAAGGCGAUGAGGAACGUCUGCUUAUGUUGGCAAAUGAAUCAUCCGUCUACGAAGAUUGGCGAUACUGGAAACUGCCUCACCUAUUGGAGGUUCUCGAGGAAUUUCCAUCAUGUAAACCGCCAGCGACGGUUCUGGUGGCUCAACUGAACGCCCUUCAACCUCGGUUCUAUUCGAUUUCAUCUUCACCGAGAAAGUAUUCCGACGAAAUUCAUCUUACGGUUGCCAUUGUAACCUACAAAGCAGAAGACGGUGAAGGGGCUGAACAUUACGGUGUUUGUUCUAACUAUUUGGCGAACCUGGACGGCGAGGACAAACUGUACCUGUUUGUGAGGAGCGCAUCCGGCUUCCAUAUGUCGAAGGAUCCGGAUAGGCCGGUGAUUUUGAUUGGACCCGGUACGGGCAUUGCACCGUUCCGAUCGUUCUGGCAGGAAUGGAGCACACUCAAGACGGAACUACCGGAUACGAAGAUCCCAAAGGUUUGGCUAUUCUUCGGUUGUCGUACGAAAAAAGUCGAUUUAUACCGUGAUGAGAAGCAGGAAAUGGUACAGAAUGGAGUUUUGGAUCGCGUUUUUCUAGCCUUGUCAAGAGAAGAAAAUGUGAAUAAAACUUACGUCCAGGACCUGGCCCUUAAAGAGUCGGACUCCAUCUUCGAUCUGAUCUGGAACGAGAAAGCUCACAUUUACGUAUGCGGCGAUGUCACGAUGGCCGAGCACGUGUAUCAGACAUUGAGGAAGAUUCUCGCCACAAAGCUAACGAAAACCGAGUCGGAGAUGGAGAAAUACAUGCUGUCACUGCGGGACGAAAACCGCUACCAUGAGGACAUCUUCGGCAUCACACUGCGUACGGCGGAAGUUCACAACAAAUCCCGCGCAACUGCUCGCAUUCGAAUGGCCUCUCAACCGUCGUAA